This is a messenger RNA of Closterium sp. Naga37s-1, 7341 nucleotides long. The record is from the annotation of a GenBank genome assembly. Lineage: Eukaryota; Viridiplantae; Streptophyta; Zygnematophyceae; Desmidiales; Closteriaceae.
AUGAGACAUCUCAAUCCACAGUGCCAGCGAGCGGGUGAGGAGGAGAAGAGUCGCAAGGACCAUGAGGAGAAGAGUCACAAGGGCCACGAGGAGAAGAGUCACAAGGGCCACGAGGAGAAAAGUCACAAGGGCCACGAGGAGAAGAGUCGCAAGGGCCACGAGGAGAAGAGUCGCAAGGGCCACGAGGAGAAGAGUCGCAAGGGCCACGAGGAGAAGAGUCGCAAGGGCCACGAGGAGAAGAGUCACAAGGGCCACGAGGAGAAGAGUCACAAGGGCCACGAGGAGAAGAGUCGCAAGGGCCACGAGGAGAAGAGUCGCAAGGGCCACGAGGAGAAGAGUCGCAUGGGCCACGAGGAGAAGAGUCACAAGGGCCACGAGGAGAAAAGUCACAAGGGCCACGAGGAGAAGAGUCGCAAGGGCCACGAGGAGAAGAGUCGCAAGGGCCACGAGGAGAAGAGUCGCAAGGGCCACGAGGAGAAGAGUCGCAAGGGCCACGAGGAGAAGAGUCCCAAGGGCCACGAGGAGAAAAGUCACAAGGGCCACGAGGAGAAGAGUCGCAAGGGCCACGAGGAGAAGAGUCGCAAGGGCCACGAGGAGAAGAGUCGCAAGGGCCACGAGGAGAAGAGUCCCAAGGGCCACGAGGAGAAGAGUCGCAAGGGCCACGAGGAGAAGAGUCGCAAGGGCCACGAGGAGAAGAGUCCCAAGGGCCACGAGGAGAAAAGUCACAAGGGCCACGAGGAGAAGAGUCACAAGGGCCACGAGGAGAAAAGUCACAAGGGCCACGAGGAGAAGAGUCCCAAGGGCCACGAGGAGAAGAGUCACAAGGGCCACGAGGAGAAGAGUCGCAAGGGCCACGAGGAGAAGAGUCGCAAGGGCCACGAGGAGAAGAGUCGCAAGGGCCACGAGGAGAAGAGUCCCAAGGGCCACGAGGAGAAAAGUCACAAGGGCCACGAGGAGAAGAGUCGCAAGGGCCACGAGGAGAAGAGUCGCAAGGGCCACGAGGAGAAGAGUCGCAAGGGCCACGAGGAGAAGAGUCCCAAGGGCCACGAGGAGAAGAGUCACAAGGGCCACGAGGAGAAGAGUCGCAAGGGCCACGAGGAGAAGAGUCGCAAGGGCCACGAGGAGAAGAGUCCCAAGGGCCACGAGGAGAAGAGUCACAAGGGCCACGAGGAGAAGAGUCACAAGGGCCACGAGGAGAAGAGUCGCAAGGGCCACGAGGAGAAGAGUCGCAAGGGCCACGAGGAGAAGAGUCCCAAGGGCCACGAGGAGAAGAGUCACAAGGGCCACGAGGAGAAGAGUCACAAGGGCCACGAGGAGAAGAGUCACAAGGGCCACGAGGAGAAGAGUCACAAGGGCCACGAGGAGAAGAGUCGCAAGGGCCACGAGGAGAAGAGUCGCACGGGCCACGAGGAGAAGAGUCGCACGGGCCACGAGGAGAAGAGUCACAAGGGCCACGAGGAGAAGAGUCACAAGGGCCACGAGGAGAAGAGUCGCAAGGGCCACGAGGAGAAGAGUCGCAAGGGCCACGAGGAGAAGAGUCGCAAGGGCCACGAGGAGAAGAGUCCCAAGGGCCACGAGGAGAAGAGUCCCAAGGGCCACGAGGAGAAGAGUCACAAGGGCCACGAGGAGAAGAGUCACAAGGGCCACGAGGAGAAGAGUCACAAGGGCCACGAGGAGAAGAGUCGCAAGGGCCACGAGGAGAAGAGUCACAAGGGCCACGAGGAGAAGAGUCACAAGGGCCACGAGGAGAAGAGUCGCAAGGGCCACGAGGAGAAGAGUCGCACGGGCCACGAGGAGAAGAGUCGCACGGGCCACGAGGAGAAGAGUCACAAGGGCCACGAGGAGAAGAGUCACAAGGGCCACGAGGAGAAGAGUCGCAAGGGCCACGAGGAGAAGAGUCGCAAGGGCCACGAGGAGAAGAGUCGCAAGGGCCACGAGGAGAAGAGUCCCAAGGGCCACGAGGAGAAGAGUCCCAAGGGCCACGAGGAGAAGAGUCACAAGGGCCACGAGGAGAAGAGUCACAAGGGCCACGAGGAGAAGAGUCACAAGGGCCACGAGGAGAAGAGUCGCAAGGGCCACGAGGAGAAGAGUCGCAAGGGCCACGAGGAGAAGAGUCGCAAGGGCCACGAGGAGAAGAGUCCCAAGGGCCACGAGGAGAAGAGUCACAAGGGCCACGAGGAGAAGAGUCACAAGGGCCACGAGGAGAAGAGUCACAAGGGCCACGAGGAGAAGAGUCGCAAGGGCCACGAGGAGAAGAGUCACAAGGGCCACGAGGAGAAGAGUCACAAGGGCCACGAGGAGAAGAGUCGCAAGGGCCACGAGGAGAAGAGUCGCAAGGGCCACGAGGAGAAGAGUCGCAAGGGCCACGAGGAGAAGAGUCCCAAGGGCCACGAGGAGAAGAGUCGCAAGGGCCACGAGGAGAAGAGUCGCAAGGGCCACGAGGAGAAGAGUCCCAAGGGCCACGAGGAGAAAAGUCACAAGGGCCACGAGGAGAAGAGUCACAAGGGCCACGAGGAGAAAAGUCACAAGGGCCACGAGGAGAAGAGUCGCAAGGGCCACGAGGAGAAGAGUCGCAAGGGCCACGAGGAGAAGAGUCGCAAGGGCCACGAGGAGAAGAGUCGCAAGGGCCACGAGGAGAAGAGUCCCAAGGGCCACGAGGAGAAAAGUCACAAGGGCCACGAGGAGAAGAGUCGCAAGGGCCACGAGGAGAAGAGUCGCAAGGGCCACGAGGAGAAGAGUCGCAUGGGCCACGAGGAGAAGAGUCACAAGGGCCACGAGGAGAAAAGUCACAAGGGCCACGAGGAGAAGAGUCGCAAGGGCCACGAGGAGAAGAGUCGCAAGGGCCACGAGGAGAAGAGUCGCAAGGGCCACGAGGAGAAGAGUCGCAAGGGCCACGAGGAGAAGAGUCCCAAGGGCCACGAGGAGAAGAGUCGCAAGGGCCACGAGGAGAAGAGUCGCAAGGGCCACGAGGAGAAGAGUCCCAAGGGCCACGAGGAGAAAAGUCACAAGGGCCACGAGGAGAAGAGUCACAAGGGCCACGAGGAGAAAAGUCACAAGGGCCACGAGGAGAAGAGUCGCAAGGGCCACGAGGAGAAGAGUCGCAAGGGCCACGAGGAGAAGAGUCGCAAGGGCCACGAGGAGAAGAGUCGCAAGGGCCACGAGGAGAAGAGUCCCAAGGGCCACGAGGAGAAAAGUCACAAGGGCCACGAGGAGAAGAGUCGCAAGGGCCACGAGGAGAAGAGUCGCAAGGGCCACGAGGAGAAGAGUCGCAAGGGCCACGAGGAGAAGAGUCCCAAGGGCCACGAGGAGAAGAGUCACAAGGGCCACGAGGAGAAGAGUCGCAAGGGCCACGAGGAGAAGAGUCGCAAGGGCCACGAGGAGAAGAGUCCCAAGGGCCACGAGGAGAAGAGUCACAAGGGCCACGAGGAGAAGAGUCACAAGGGCCACGAGGAGAAGAGUCGCAAGGGCCACGAGGAGAAGAGUCGCAAGGGCCACGAGGAGAAGAGUCCCAAGGGCCACGAGGAGAAGAGUCACAAGGGCCACGAGGAGAAGAGUCACAAGGGCCACGAGGAGAAGAGUCACAAGGGCCACGAGGAGAAGAGUCACAAGGGCCACGAGGAGAAGAGUCGCAAGGGCCACGAGGAGAAGAGUCGCACGGGCCACGAGGAGAAGAGUCACAUGGGCCACGAGGAGAAGAGUCACAAGGGCCACGAGGAGAAAAGUCACAAGGGCCACGAGGAGAAGAGUCGCAAGGGCCACGAGGAGAAGAGUCGCAAGGGCCACGAGGAGAAGAGUCGCAAGGGCCACGAGGAGAAGAGUCCCAAGGGCCACGAGGAGAAGAGUCACAAGGGCCACGAGGAGAAGAGUCACAAGGGCCACGAGGAGAAGAGUCACAAGGGCCACGAGGAGAAGAGUCACAAGGGCCACGAGGAGAAGAGUCGCAAGGGCCACGAGGAGAAGAGUCGCAAGGGCCACGAGGAGAAGAGUCGCAAGGGCCACGAGGAGAAGAGUCCCAAGGGCCACGAGGAGAAGAGUCACAAGGGCCACGAGGAGAAGAGUCACAAGGGCCACGAGGAGAAGAGUCACAAGGGCCACGAGGAGAAGAGUCACAAAGGCCACGAGGAGAAGAGUCACAAGGGCCACGAGGAGAAGAGUUUAGAGGGGCACGAGGAGAAGAGUCACAAGGGCCACGAGGAGAAGAGUCACAAGGGCCACGAGGAGAAGAGUCGCAAGGGCCACGAGGAGAAGAGUCACAAGGGCCACGAGGAGAAGAGUCGCAAGGGCCACGAGGAGAAGAGUCGCAAGGGCCACGAGGAGAAGAGUCGCAAGGGCCACGAGGAGAAGAGUCGCAAGGGCCACGAGGAGAAGAGUCACAAGGGCCACGAGGAGAAGAGUCGCAAGGGCCACGAGGAGAAGAGUCGUAAGGGCCACGAGGAGAAGAGUCGCAAGGGCCACGAGGAGAAGAGUCGCAAGGGCCAUGAGGAGAAGAGUCACAAGGGCCACGAGGAGAAGAGUCACAAGGGCCACGAGGAGAAGAGUCACAAGGGCCACGAGGAGAAGAGUCGCAAGGGCCACGAGGAGAAGAGUCACAAGGGCCACGAGGAGAAGAGUCACAAGGGCCACGAGGAGAAGAGUCACAAGGGCCACGAGGAGAAGAGUCGCAAGGGCCACGAGGAGAAGAGUCACAAGGGCCACGAGGAGAAGAGUCACAAGGGCCACGAGGAGAAGAGUCGCAAGGGCCACGAGGAGAAGAGUCGCACGGGCCACGAGGAGAAGAGUCGCAAGGGCCACGAGGAGAAGAGUCGCAAGGGUCACGAGGAGAAGAGUCGCAAGGGCCAGGAGGAGAAGAGUCACAAGGGCCAGGAGGAGAAGAGUCACAAGGGCCACGAGGAGAAGAGUCACAAGGGCCACGAGGAGAAGAGUCGCAAGGGCCACGAGGAGAAGAGUCACAAGGGCCACGAGGAGAAGAGUCACAAGGGCCACGAGGAGAAGAGUCACAAGGGCCACGAGGAGAAGAGUCACAAGGGCCACGAGGAGAAGAGUCGCAAGGGCCACGAGGAGAAGAGUCGCAAGGGCCACGAGGAGAAGAGUCGCAAGGGCCACGAGGAGAAGAGUCGCAAGGGCCACGAGGAGAAGAGUCGCAAGGGCCACGAGGAGAAGAGUCGCAAGGGCCACGAGGAGAAGAGUCGCAAGGGCCACGAGGAGAAGAGUCGCAAGGGCCACGAGGAGAAGAGUCACAAGGGCCACGAGGAGAAGAGUCACAAGGGCCACGAGGAGAAGAGUCACAAGGGCCACGAGGAGAAGAGUCACAAGGGCCACGAGGAAAAGAGUCGCAAGGGCCACGAGGAGAAGAGUCGCAAGGGCCACGAGGAGAAGAGUCACAAGGGCCACGAGGAGAAGAGUCACAAGGGCCACGAGGAGAAGAGUCACAAGGGCCACGAGGAGAAGAGUCACAAGGGCCACGAGGAGAAGAGUCACAAGGGCCACGAGGAGAAGAGUCGCAAGGGCCACGAGGAGAAGAGUCACAAGGGCCACGAGGAGAAGAGUCGCAAGGGCCACGAGGAGAAGAGUCGUAAGGGCCACGAGGAGAAGAGUCGCAAGGGCCACGAGGAGAAGAGUCGCAAGGGCCAUGAGGAGAAGAGUCACAAGGGCCACGAGGAGAAGAGUCACAAGGGCCACGAGGAGAAGAGUCACAAGGGCCACGAGGAGAAGAGUCGCAAGGGCCACGAGGAGAAGAGUCACAAGGGCCACGAGGAGAAGAGUCACAAGGGCCACGAGGAGAAGAGUCACAAGGGCCACGAGGAGAAGAGUCGCAAGGGCCACGAGGAGAAGAGUCACAAGGGCCACGAGGAGAAGAGUCACAAGGGCCACGAGGAGAAGAGUCGCAAGGGCCACGAGGAGAAGAGUCGCACGGGCCACGAGGAGAAGAGUCACAUGGGCCACGAGGAGAAGAGUCACAAGGGCCACGAGGAGAAAAGUCACAAGGGCCACGAGGAGAAGAGUCGCAAGGGCCACGAGGAGAAGAGUCGCAAGGGCCACGAGGAGAAGAGUCGCAAGGGCCACGAGGAGAAGAGUCCCAAGGGCCACGAGGAGAAGAGUCACAAGGGCCACGAGGAGAAGAGUUGCAAGGGCCAUGAGGAGAAGAGUCACAAGGGCCACGAGGAGAAGAGUCACAAGGGCCACGAGGAGAAGAGUUUAGAGGGGCACGAGGAGAAGAGUCACAAGGGCCACGAGGAGAAGAGUCACAAGGGCCACGAGGAGAAGAGUCGCAAGGGCCACGAGGAGAAGAGUCACAAGGGCCACGAGGAGAAGAGUCGCAAGGGCCACGAGGAGAAGAGUCGCAAGGGCCACGAGGAGAAGAGUCGCAAGGGCCACGAGGAGAAGAGUCGCAAGGGCCAUGAGGAGAAGAGUCACAAGGGCCACGAGGAGAAGAGUCACAAGGGCCACGAGGAGAAGAGUCACAAGGGCCACGAGGAGAAGAGUCACAAGGGCCACGAGGAGAAGAGUCACAAGGGCCACGAGAAGAAGAGUCACAAGGGCCACGAGGAGAAGAGUCACAAGGGCCACGAGGAGAAGAGUCGCAAGGGCCACGAGGAGAAGAGUCGCAAGGGCCACGAGGAGAAGAGUCGCAAGGGCCACGAGGAGAAGAGUCGCAAGGGCCACGAGGAGAAGAGUCACAAGGGCCACGAGGAGAAGAGUCACAAGGGCCACGAGGAGAAGAGUCACAAGGGCCACGAGGAGAAGAGUCACAAGGGCCACGAGAAGAAGAGUCACAAGGGCCACGAGGAGAAGAGUCACAAGGGCCACGAGGAGAAGAGUCGCAAGGGCCACGAGGAGAAGAGUCGCAAGGGCCACGAGGAGAAGAGUCGCAAGGGCCACGAGGAGAAGAGUCGCAAGGGCCACGAGGAGAAGAGUCACAAGGGCCACGAGGAGAAGAGUCGCAAGGGCCACGAGGAGAAGAGUCGCAAGGGCCACGAGGAGAAGAGUCGCAAGGGCCACGAGGAGAAGAGUCGCAAGGGCCACGAGGAGAAGAGUCACAAGGGCCACGAGGAGAAGAGUCACAAGGGCCACGAGGAGAAGAGUCGCAAGGGCCACGAGGAGAAGAGUCGCAAGGGCCACGAGGAGAAGAGUCGCAAGGGCCACGAGGAGAAGAGUCACAAGGGCCACGAGGAGAAGAGUCACAAGGGCCACGAGGAGAAGAGUCACAAGGGCCACGAGGAGAAGAGUCACAAGGACCAUGAGGAGAAGCCAGAACAGCAGAGGGAGGAGCAGAGACACAAGGCGAUAAAUGCAGUUAAAGGAGACACACUCCUACUUGACUUUGAAAUACACUCCUAUUAG